UGAUGUGUUCUCGUCAUUAUUUACUAUGCCCGCAGAUCGACCCUGGCUCAGGACUUUUUUUGCGUUUGGAUAUAAGCCCCGCCCCUCCUCCUCAGCACAAGCACCCGUCUCUUCGCCCCUAGCUCUCCCGCAAUGUCAACCCCGGAGGUCGCUUCCAGGAAACCAUCACGAGCCUCUUCCGAAAGCCUCAGCGGCGCCGAGCGGCGGGCAGAGAUCUUGCGUGCGCUCCAUGCGGAAAACGACGCCAUCAGACGCGCGAGCGUCCUGCACGAGUCCGCACUCGACGUCGAUCCGAGCGCGUCCUACACCUCGCUCGAGCUCUCUCCCGCGCCCGAGCGCAUCCGCCGCCGCUCUGAGCUUGCACGAACGCGCUCGUUCUCGUCCGGCUCCGGUGGCGCCGCGGGUGAAGCGAUCGAGCUCGCAGUGCUUCCGUCCAUCCAAGAGCACAAGCCCAACAAGGAGAGCGUGCACGUCACGGGCGUGUCGACUGGUAUUGGGAGAGGCAGCCAUGCGUCCAUCCCGAAGGCGGGCGAUCUGGAGCUCGCGCCGUCCCCGUAUGCGGGAUCCCUGCAGUAUACGGAUGCGGACUCGACGACGCCCGUGGUGACUCCUGCGCAGCAGGCUGCGUUCAAGCGGAACGCGAACAUUCAGUUUGCCGCACUGUGCUAUUCAUUCUUUUUGGAGGGCUGGAACGACGGCUCGACGGGCCCGCUCUUGCCGCGGAUUGAGCGCUACUAUCAUAUUGGCUUCGCGAUUGUGUCGUUGCUUUUCGUGACCAACUGCAUCGGUUUCCUCAGUGGCGCAGUGCUGAAUGUCCACCUGGAUCAGAAGCUCGGUUUGGGCAAGACUCUGGUGCUAGGUGCCUUCGUCCAACUCAUCGGAUACGCGAUGAUGGCGCCGGGCGGGCCCUUCCCUGUCAUGUGCAUUGCGUUCAUUUUCACCGGAUUCGGCAUUUCGCUCCAGAACGCCCAAGCAAAUGGGUACGUUGGCGGCCUCAAGGAGAACGCUCGAGUCAAGUUUGGCUUCUUACACGCGUCAUAUGGCCUCGGCGCACUUGUGUCUCCGCUUGUCGCGACACAGUUCUCAACGGCCCAGCACUGGUCGUUCCACUAUCUGAUCUCGGCGGGCAUUGCUGUCACCAACUUCAUCGCUCUCCUUGUCGUCUUCCGACUCAAGAAUUAUGAUGCGGUCAUGGCCGAGACGGGACAGGCAGCGGACGAGCCGGGCCAGAGCGAGAACCUCUAUCACCAGAUUAUGCGGCUCAAGGAGGUGCACUAUCUGGCGAUCUUCUCGCUGAUUUACGUUGGAGUGGAGGUGUCAAUUGGAGGCUGGAUUGUCACGUUCAUUGAGGACGAACGUCACGGAAACGCGAGUGCUGGGUAUAUCUCAUCUGGAUUCUUUGGUGGACUGAUGCUCGGGAGGCUCACCCUUAUGUGGCUCAAUCGUAAGCUCGGAGAAAAAUGGGUCAUCAUUUACUACUCGCUCGUUGUCAUCGGGUAUGCCUUAUCCGCCCGCUGCCUGACCCAGACUAACAACAUCAUCCAUAUCAGCCUGGAAAUCACCGUCUGGGUGGUCCCGUCGCUCGUCGAAAAUGCCGUUGCCGUCGCCUUCGUCGGCCUGCUCAUGGGUCCCAUCUACCCUAUCCUGAUGAACCACUCCACUUCCAUACUCCCAAAGUUCCUGCUCACGGGCUGUUUGGGUUACAUUAGCGGUGUUGGGCAGGCAGGCUCGGCGGUAUUGCCGUUCGUCACGGGUCUGCUCUCCUCGAAGUUUGGGAUUGCGUCGUUGCAGCCUUUCAUUGUGUCGAUGAUGUCAACUAUGAUUCUCAUUUGGGCGGUCGUCCCGAAGGUCCGUCGGAUAGAGUGAAAAGUGUGGCCCACCUGCCGCCUUCAUCCUUUUGGGUCUUUUGUUCUGGUUCCUUCUUAUUAGAUUGUGUGUUUGGUUGCAUAUCUCGUCCCUGUUUUUAGAGCAUGUUUGUAGAGCAGAAUGUACGUUAGAGCUUGUAGUAUGGUUUGUCCGUUGUCAUUGUACGAAAUUGAUCUUUGUGAUGGUAGAAGUUUCGGUGGCCAGUGGCGCUCAGAUCAGUGUUUGCCUGAUAAGAUUAGAUCGUGCUUAUCAGCGAA
Messenger RNA from Laetiporus sulphureus 93-53, 2123 nucleotides. Its product is annotated as MFS general substrate transporter. Gene Ontology annotation, molecular function: transmembrane transporter activity. The transcript has 11 exons. Gene Ontology annotation, biological process: transmembrane transport. Gene Ontology annotation, cellular component: membrane. Lineage: Eukaryota; Fungi; Basidiomycota; Agaricomycetes; Polyporales; Laetiporaceae. Bases 133 to 1866 code for a protein of 577 amino acids. The record is from RefSeq and is a predicted model, not a curated record.